Messenger RNA from Silurus meridionalis, 7795 nucleotides. RefSeq names its product tachykinin receptor 1a (gene tacr1a). NCBI's taxonomy places the organism in Eukaryota, Metazoa, Chordata, Actinopteri, Siluriformes, Siluridae. Gene Ontology annotation, cellular component: sperm midpiece; plasma membrane. The transcript has 5 exons. Bases 278 to 1483 code for a protein of 401 amino acids. The record is from RefSeq and is a predicted model, not a curated record. Gene Ontology annotation, molecular function: substance P receptor activity. Gene Ontology annotation, biological process: positive regulation of flagellated sperm motility; G protein-coupled receptor signaling pathway.
AGAGAGAGAGAAAGGGGACACGUGAGCACGCGCGCGUGUGUGUGCGUGUGCGCGCGAGCUUUAUAUCGGUCGGCACCGCGCUCGCCGCAGAAAGUGAAAAAAAGGAGUCGGAGCGCGAGACGCGCGUCGGAGACCCACAUGGAGCCCCAUAGAAGUUAGUAGCGCGGUGUGUGCGGUAACGGAGCGCUCGAGCACGGCCGGUUAGGGACAGGAGGAAACCAAAUAUAGAAGAAGAGAUAGAAGGAAAAAAAAGCAUUCCACUGACUGUCGGGUGAAGAUGGACCCGCUGUUCGCGUACACCGACUCCCCGGAGAACUGGAGCGCGGAGCCGAGCAACGACACCGACGCGCAAUACUGGAACCAGUUCACGCAGCCCGCGUGGCGCAUCGCGCUCUGGGCGAUCGCCUACGGCGCCAUCGUGCUGGUGGCGGUGGUGGGCAACGUGACCGUCGUCUGGAUCAUCGUGGCGCACAAGCGAAUGCGCACCGUCACCAACUACUUCCUGGUGAACCUGGCGUUCGCCGAGGCGUCCAUGUCCGCCUUCAACACCGUGGUGAACUUCGUGUACGCGGUGCACAACGAGUGGUACUUCGGCCUCGGCUACUGCCGCUUCCACAACUUCUUCCCCAUCGCAGCUGUGUUCGCCAGCAUCUACUCCAUGACUGCCAUCGCCGUGGACAGGUACAUGGCCAUCAUCCACCCCCUGAAGCAGCGGCUCUCUUCGACGCAGACCAAAGUGAUCAUUGGCAUGAUCUGGGUGCUCGCUUUUCUGCUCACCUUUCCACAGUACUACUACUCCGAUGUGUACGAGCUGUCUGGCCGUAUCGUCUGUUACAUCAACUGGCCAGAAUACACCGUCAUGGACUUCAAGAAAAUUUACUUUGUAUGUGUGGCGAUUCUGAUCUACUUCCUGCCCCUGGUGGUAAUGGGUUGUGCAUAUCUGGUGGUGGGACUGAACCUGUGGGCCAGCGAGAUUCCUGGAGACUCCUCUGGCCGCUACCAGGAGCAACUCACCGCUAAACGCAAGGUGGUUAAGAUGAUGAUCGUGGUCGUGUGUACGUUCGCCGUCUGCUGGCUACCGUACCACGUGUACUUCCUCCUGCACGAGUUCUUCCCGUUGCUCUUCGAGAAGCCCUUCAUCCAGCAGGUCUACCUGGCCAUCAUGUGGCUCGCCAUGAGCUCCACCAUGUACAACCCCAUCAUCUACUGCUGCCUGAACGACAGAUUCCGUGCUGGCUUCAAGCAGGCGUUCCGUUGGUGCCCUUGCAUUCACGCUGACUCUUACGAAGGCCUGGAGCUCAAGUCCACGCGCUACCUGCAGACACAAACCAGCGUGUAUAAGUCGAGCCGGGCGGAGCCCACCGUGCCGGUCAUCAACAGUCCGUCUCUAGAGCUGGUGUCCAACGGCUCGUCAUCUCGAAGCAUGUCCAAGACGAUAUCGGAGACGUCCAGCUUCUACUGCGGAAAUAACCUACCGGCCUAGGAGCUUUUCGGAUCAGCAGAGGAACGCGAUGAGAAAAAAAAAACUGAAAAACAGUGGAUCCUUUUACCUCUCUGCAAAAAUCAUUUACGUAUAAUUUUCUGUAUAAUCGUCACACCAGACAGUUUCGAGAAGUCAUGCUGGGUGUGUACAACACACAAACAUGCCGGAGAGCUAUGAGUUUGAAAUGUUCCUUCAAGUUGUUUUAAUGAAUUUAUUCAUCUUUGUUUUGUCUGCUAGGAAACAGACUGAUUGAGAAUUAUAGGCUGGUACAUACAAAAUUUACAUUUCUUUUGGUGUUAGGGGUACUACCGAGCAACUGCCACUUAGGGGGCCACGAUCAAGCCCUUGGACAACUCCGUAUAUAUCAGACAAAUGUAAAUAUAUCUCUGUUUAAUAUCUGGGUAGUCCCAGAUAUCCUUGCUAGGGGUCGAUCUUGAUGUGUAUUAACCGGUCACUUUUGGAGAGAUUGACCUUUUGUCCCCACACCAAAAACUGAUGGGUGCAAUCAUCUGCAUAUAGCACUAAAAUCACACCGAUUUAUUGGAAAUGUUUUGUGUUUGUAUAAAGUGCCUCAUAACUACAUGCACAGUGUCUACAAUCGGGAAGAAGGUAGAUUUUUUUGGUUUUUUCUAUUCUAAGCCUUUAUUCUGGCCACCCUUCUAUGAAAGUUCAGCUUUAAAAUGACUGACCAAAUGAGUCCCUUCAUGGACGUGAGCAGAGCCCUUGAUGGAAUGAGGACGGUGUGAUUUAAGCUUUGCAGACAGAUGCGGUCUGGAGUACGGGAACUUGCUACUGCGUAUUACCGUUUACAUAAUACUAGCUUGUAACAUUGCAGAUCAUGUAUACAAUGCCUAAACACACACACACACACACACACACACACACACACACACACACAGCCUUUCCUAUCCUUAUAUAUGUCUGUGUGAAUGUUUCUUUUGUAACAGUGUUUCUGAAAGCAACAUGAAUCGCUGAACAAAUUGGUUGGUUUCUCAAAUUUUUAUAAAAAAGACAAUACACACCCAUGACCAGUGCUUUAAUUCUUAGGACCUUAGAGUGAAACGGCUUCUGGUAUGGUACGGCAUCAUGCUCGGCAUGAUGUGAGGUUGAAUCGGUGCCAGUCACUUUAAGGGUAGUUCAAAUAGCCUGGAAUAGAAUAUCUAAACUGCCUCUUGGCACGGACACACUGCAGAAUAAAAAAAUAAAUAUUCAGUGGCAUCUAAAUCAACGAUGACGCCGAGGGUUCCACUGCCAAAAUGUAAUCAAGGGUUCCUUAGGCUCAAAAAUGCUAUUAGCUGUGACCCCAUGUGGCUUUGGGCUUGCUCGAAUUGUGAAUUUGUCACUUCGCUCUGGGAAAAAUUGUAACCGGAACGGGUUGUUUGCUUCUAACUGCCUGCCUCCGAUUGUCUUUUUAAAUGCCGUCACCCUCCCCCUUCCUCUCCCUUUCUGACCGUUCGCCUGUUCUCUGCUUAAGCGGUCACGCACAAAAUUAUCUCUGGAGUCGGGCCCUGGAGUUUUAAUUUUAGCCUCCCAUCAGCACAUGGUGCACAAAUCUGACAGAUGAGGCGGAGGAGUGUAAGGGAUUUGGUGGCGGUGUUGUUGUGGGGUGGCAACGGAAAGGCAAAAAAAACUCGGCCGGGUUUGGAGGAGGGGUAGUGCACCUGUUGUUUGAGAUUUCAGAACAUGGUAUGUGACAGUGGUUUCAGAUUUCUAGGCAGGAGGACAACAUAGUGUGUGUUAAGGGCUCAUACUUUUCUGGCACGCUAGUGUUCAGACAGAUUUGAUGAGCGAUUGUGGAGAACUUGUAGAAGUUGGGAUAGGGGACUUCAGACAAUCUGGUCCUUCAAUGUAGGCUUGACUUGAGUCAGAGUUGGCAAGUAGACAGGAGAUGUUGUGUACAGAAACUUGAUCAGGAACUAGGAAGAAGGUGAAGCUCCUGAAAUGUUUUUUUUCAUAACUUCAAUUGUAUCAAUACCUCAAAUUCCAUAUUAUGCUUCGUGUUAGUUCGUAACUCUAAUUUAGUUCCAGAUGAUAACAUUACCAAAUGUGGACAAGUUCAAGGGACCUGAAUAAUCACGGAAAAUAUGUUCUGCAUAGUCGGGUUUUUACUGCAGGAGGAUAUUUAGCGCUUGCCAAAGUCGUUCAUGUGAGCUCGUUUGACGGUGUUAUUUUAAUGGACUUUUACAGAUUUGUCCUAGACCAGAUCCUAGACAGUCGGUGUGUCUGUAAACAACUUCUGUUGAGGGAUGCCAGAGCAGGAUUCACCGUUUCCCCCAUAAUCCCUCCCAUAGCCUGUUGAGAUCAAUUAGACAACAGCACAACUUCUGCAGACUCUCUUUUGUCCUGUAUGUUCUGUCCUUUUCCACACACUAAUCAACUCCCUGUAUCAUUUAUAGCUGAGAUAAUGUGGUGACAGCAAAUACCUUUGUUUUGGAGAGCGUCCAUGGCAUUAAAUACAUUAUAAGUGGAUGAAAUUAAUGUUGUCUAAUAAAACACUUUGGGAUGUCCUAUUAUAGGAGAUUGAUCACUUAUCUUACCUUGAGAAACUUUUCAAGCCACAAUAAAUCUCUCCAAGUGAUUCAUUUGAUAUAAUACUUCUUUAAGACUUUAUCACGUCAUGUCCUCAUCAAGAUAUCAACCUUUCAGUUACGUACCAUACAGGCUUUUAAAACACUAUAAGAUUUAGGUGAAGCUGAGGAUGUAGCAUAGCUCCUUAAUGCCUUUUCAUUUUGGACCUGAUCAUCUCUACCAAGAAGGCACAUAGAGUCUCUGCCAGUAUCCACUCUGCAGGACGUAAAAACCCUCAUUAUGCCUGAUAUGUCUCAACACAGCAGAGCCACAACACCUGCUGAGCAAAGCGGACGUGCUGUAAAAAGCCUCCACCAACCGAGAGCCGUGUGUUGCCUGUCCAUCAUCUAACCGACAUGCCGGCAUUCGUAGCUUCUGCACAAGUAAACUCUCUUAGGUUUAUACCAAUUGGGAGGGUAUUGAAAAAAAAAAGAGGCGUUCCAAUCAUCAAGAAACAAUUCCCAAAUGAUCAGCAGCCACACACUUGGCAAUUGAUUUGUUCGCAGAGCAAACUUCAUUAAACAAGUGCCACAAACUAGCGUGUAGAAAUGUCUCUCCUGGUACUUUUCCAUUUCCAAAUAUUCAGGCCACCUGCUGCAAUUGUGCCUCUCCAAAUUAGUCAGCCGUUCUCUGCGCCCUCGUGAGGACUGGCACGCAUUGUUCUUAGCUCAAGUGCGAAGAAAUAAUCACCAGCUUUGGUGGAAUAUAAUAAAACUCAAACCCCCUGCAGAUUUCAUGGCGCUCUGCUUGCCUUGUCGAAUCCUUCAGGAGAAAACGCAACCCAAAUCAUGUCGAUACGAACGCCAAACCGGCAUGAGGUUGUUUCCGGUGUCUAUGCCAUAAGGAGAAAGGUGGAUCUAUCGGUAUUCCAUGAAGAUCAGCGUUUCAAGUCACUGACCGUACUAGAGUCGUGAAAUCGAUGUCCUCGAAUAUGGCUAACGCUCAGCGUGGAUGAUAUUGAACGAAAGAAAAUAACAGCAGAGCCGUUAAAGCAGUUAAAGUCCCAGCUUACUCUAUGCCGCUUAGUUCCAGAGGAUUGCCAGAGCGGCAAUAAAAUAUCUAUUGAUUGCCAUGCCGAUGGCCCUGCUAUCUCGCCUCUUUGAAACCAUCCGUUUCUGAGGAUCGUUCUGCCGAUUUAAGAGCUUAUCCAAAAUUAUGUCCUGUAUACGGCUGAGUGCUUGAGGGUCAAGGGCCUUGCUCGAGGGCCCAGCAGUGACAGCUUGAAGAUGAUGCUAGGAUUUGAACUGAUGUGCCAAUGUAGUCUGUAUUCAGAUUCAAACCUACAUUUGCUUUGGAAAAUAUCAAUUCUGCAUGUUUUCUUUGGGAGAGUUUAAAAAGAAAGAUGCAUUAUACUCAGUACAGUGAAAUUUGCAGCAGUGAGGGUUAAGGGCCUUGCUCGGGGGGCCCAAGAGUGGCAGCUUGGUGAUUUCAAGGCUUGAAGGUUGAAGGUAGGGGGUUAACUCAUGGGACCUCAGUAACUCAAAAAAUUGCAUUUCUUUCUUUCACUUGUUUUUACAUUUAUUUUAGAAAGAGGCUUGUGGAAAAAAAUAUUACGCUCAUUCUCUCAGGCAAAUAUCCUUACGUGAUCGUGAUUAUUAGUAGUAAUUAUAAUUCGAUUAAAUUAAUGCUUUGGUUCCCAUUUCUAGCCGCUAUACUUUUCCAGAGGAGACCGUGUGCCUGGGAUUAAUUCAAUAAAGUAUUUCUCGGUAAAAAAAAAAAAAAAAACAGCUGUCGGCUACCAAACCGCCUCGCGUCCCUUUGGAACAGGCUAGUUUCGUACGCGAAAGCAGCGUGGUAAUCACCGAGACGUCCCGCUGUUUAAGCCUAGCCCCAAUUCAUGUAGUCUGGUGGGUUGUUUGUUUGUUUUUUUUUAUCUUUCUUGCUAGUCGCAAAAUUGCUUCGUGUGACAGCUAACAGUGUUUACCCAGGAAAAGACCCUUCUAGCUUCUGACAGGACUUUAAUGAAAUCUCAGCGCACACACAUUCACACACACAUACACACACACACACAGCCUAACCUAACCUUGCCAUUACAGACCAGAACCUCGCUGUUACCGAGAGGAAUGUUGGCUACUCACGGCAGCUCCUCGGCUGCUCUCAGAUGAGAUCUUAGACGCUUUAGAAGAUGAGAGGACGAGUUAGAGAGUGAAGUGCGAGCCAACUUUUUUCAGUUGAACUGAACUUGUGAAAAAGACACAAGCAUAUUACAGCUAUGGAAGCUUGCAGUGUGUGUGUGUGUGUGUGUGGUGACUCUACAAUAGGCUGGGUGGACGCUCUCAUCAACUCUAUCGCUCUCCAAUCAGAGUAAUUACCCACGAGAGAAGUGCACAAUGGACAGAACAACAGCUGUGCUAUCACACACUCACACACACUCACACACACACACUAGUGACAUCUCUAUCCUAAAAUAUGUUAUGCAGCCUCAUUUCAUGCUUCACUGUGUGUGAGAGAGAUUUCUUUUUCUUUUUUUUUUAUUAAGAUUAGACAAAUCACACAAUACCAACGAGUCGUCCUUUUGUUUCGAAGGUUCUGUCAUGUGAAAUGCUUGUGUGUGAAGUCCCAGGGGUGGAUCAGGCGUGCACCUGCGUGUGGGAUCAUACGUCAAGGAUGUGGGCAUUCGUGUGUCCUGCAGGAUGCUGGAGAAAUGCACUUGGUCUGAGAUUAGAUGAUACCCGAUUUCGCUGCUGUUCAGUGCUACAGCAGCAGCUCGUAGAGAUAUGAUCACCAACAAUUAAACCCAUGUGAUCCAUAGAUCCUGAUAUCAGGCAACAUAAUUACACUAUAGAGACAAACGUUGGCAGACACCCAACCAUAAGACUGUUAUAUCCUUCUUUAUGAACGAGUUACAGAUUUUGUCCCCGUUUGUGCCCAUUCAGCCACAAGGGUGUCAAGUCAGGUACAAUUCAUCCCAAAGGUAUUUAAAAGGGUUGAGGGUCAGUGCUCUGUCAAGCCACUCAAAAUCUUUCACACAUGUUUAUCCCGUGGAAAGGCACAUCUUCAUGGAGCUAAAGGGAGAAUGUCAUGACGUCCUAUAGAAGUUUGGUGGAAGAAUGGCUUGCAAAGAAACCUGCCCGUACGUUAUGCUAGCAAGUCGCAAUGUUCGUGCUAGCUAGCGACAGACUGCCGUUCGGUUUCUGUACUCGUCUCAGUGAGACUCGGGGUUUGAUAUCAGAUCCGUUAUAUAUGACCUAACCCGUAUAGAAACAUUUGAAAGGAGCUUGGAAGGUAAUGGAGAUGGUUGGUGCGUCUGUUGAGUAUAUGUAGCUGGUAAGUGCGAUGAUGAAAGCACGAAGCUGAACAAAUUAUGUAGCUUAAAUAACCAUAAUUAUUGUGUUCAUUCGUUUGUGUUUGACUGGUUAGCAUUAGUUACAACCAUUUCAUUAGUGGAAAGUGUAAAGAGCGACAUUGAGGAAAAACAAGACGCUAACACUUCUGAUUGCAAACCUUUUCACUUUUUGUAGUCAUUUGGAUAUUAAACCAAUGUAGCUGGUAAUAGAGACACUGCAGUCCAGUUUAUACAUAUUAGACUUGUAUACACACAUAUAUGUGGCAUACGAUACAAAAGCAGUGUGUCCUACAGAGAGUCCUUUAUGGCUUCAUUAUUGCAGAUUGUAAUCAUAUUCCAGAUGUAUUCUAGACAUGUCAGAGUUUUAUUAAUCAGCCGAGACAUUUGUAUAAUAUUGUAAUGUUAUUUUACGUCCUGCCGUAAUGCAGGAUUUCAUUAUUAAACUGAAUUGCACCAUU